AUAUUUUCUGGUUCAAGGGUUGGCUUUUUCAUGAGAGGCUUUAUUGCUGCCAAUUUUAGUGAGUUUGGUACACAUCAGUGGAUAGGGAGCCAUUUAUUAUGUUCAACAUAUUAGGGCCAAGCACAGGAACCUCUUGAUGGGUGGGCUUAGGGCAGAAGUGCUCCCAUUUCGAUGUUCCUCUCAGCUUGUCAACACUCUCCCAGUGCACUUUGGUAGCUGAGCUGUGUUUGGGGUGUUGUUUAUCCAUGUUUCAGAGUUACUGGGAUCCUCGGCUUGCACAUCAUUCACCCAUAGUCAUUCACGCACACCCCUUCAAUCGACCAUCACAAAGUGCCACAGCGGUAGUAGGGAGGGUUACUCUUUAAGAGUCGAUGAUGUCACCCCCCCCCCCCCUUAGAAAUCCAACCCCACCACAUGCAGGGAAGUCUGGGCCCGCAGCAGCUUUUGAUCAAACCAUCAAAAGAUUCGCCAGUCUGUCAUGAGUUUCUCUUAUCUCUCCUCUUUUCCUCUCCUUCCCUGCUUUAGUACCAGAUCUUUAUCCCCAUGGUGAACAACGUGAUGUUGAAGGAUCAAACACCAGCGCUAUGAUGUGCUCAUCUGUCGGAUUGUCAAGGGGUACACUUUGGCAGAGCAGGAAGAGGACCCUCUAAUCUUCCAGCUGCGCAGGAACCUGAGCGACACAGCAGAGGCGGGGCCAAUGAAGAAGCUCCACGUCAGCACCACGGCCCUCAGGAGGAAUAACAUGUCAUUUCCAUUCCUGAACUGUGUCUUGUAUUAUGCUUCCAUUUCAACUAAUUGUUUUUUUUGUCCUCAAACAGGUAGUGCUUUUGGUUUUAGAGGCUGAUUAUCAAAUCACUUCAGUACUUUUUCAAAUAGUCGGUUUGUGGUGGAUAUAUAAAACACAUAUUUGACAGUCUGCUUAGUUUACAUCCAAAUUUCCCUCUCCAUAAGAUACCAAUGCACAAUGAUUUUGAAGUGCCUUUGUUACAGCAUGCCUAAUCAUUUCAAAACAGUGCGAGAGACUGACCUGUCAGAUCUGCUGAUUUCUUCCCUCACCCAACUGACGCCAUGUGAAGCGCAUUAAUGUGAUUUUUGUGGCUGAGGCGCCUGAGCGUGGUCCUGCACUCGUGAUAGUCGCUGGCCCAAAUCUACAUUCCCCUGGCCAGCCUCCCUGUCUUGCUGGUUGGAGCUGAGUGAGGACCAGCAGGAUGAGUUGAUCUGCAACAUCGAGGUGGCCCUCAACUCCCAGGACAUCAUCGGGUUCACUCUGCUCAAUCGGGCCAUGUUCAUGGAGCACAGCGAUAAGGUUCCUCUUAGAGACAGUGGCAUUGUUCUGCUUGGCGAAAGGGCUGCCAAAUGCCAUGCAUAUGCCAAGGCCCUCCACUGAAAAGAGCUGGUUUUCCAGAAGGGUGCCUCUCAUCUCAUUCUAGUCCCUCAUCAGCAUCAAUAACAAACUGCAGCAGCCAGAGGCAGCAUCUGGGAUCCUGGAGUAUGCCAUGAAGCACUUUGGUGAACUGGUGCCACCAACCCCCUGUGGUGUGUACCUACGUGUGUGCUAUUCCAGUGCAUCGACAAGGCCACAGAGAUCUACUGGAUGCAGAGCUGAGCGCCAUGGCUGGAGAGAGUUACAGCAGAGCUUACAAGGUUUACCAGUGGAUCGUAGAGGACUGGCAGAGGACCCUGAUGGUUUGCUCGCUGGUCAUCAACCUCCACGACGACAUGAGGACCUGGCUCAAGUACGCCAGCCUCUGUGGCAAGAGUGGACGUCUGAUUGAAGCCUUCCAGCACACACAACACUUUGUCCAGGGGAUGCAGCAACAGGCCCAGCAUGCCGCUGAAGACAAGCAACACCAGCAGGAGCUCCACAAGCUCAUGGCCAGGACUCCUACCUGCUUCCUGGAGCUAGGUGAGUGGCAGCUCAGUCUGCAGGGCUUCAACGAUAGCACCAUCCCCAAAGAGCUGCAGUACUACAGCCACUCCACGAAGCACGACCGCAACUGA
Oncorhynchus kisutch (coho salmon) is the source of this 2001-nucleotide messenger RNA. RefSeq names its product serine/threonine-protein kinase mTOR-like. The record is from RefSeq and is a predicted model, not a curated record. The coding region runs from base 1612 to 2001 and encodes 129 amino acids. The transcript is spliced from 9 exons. Gene Ontology annotation, molecular function: protein binding. NCBI's taxonomy places the organism in Eukaryota, Metazoa, Chordata, Actinopteri, Salmoniformes, Salmonidae.